This is a messenger RNA of Capsella rubella, 673 nucleotides long. RefSeq lists its product as uncharacterized. NCBI's taxonomy places the organism in Eukaryota, Viridiplantae, Streptophyta, Magnoliopsida, Brassicales, Brassicaceae. The coding region runs from base 32 to 493 and encodes 153 amino acids. The transcript has a single exon. The record is from RefSeq and is a predicted model, not a curated record.
AUAUCUCUUCGCACAUUGUGAUAAAGAUAAGAUGAGCAAGAAAAAGGAGACGAAGCUAAGCAAGUACAUGAAGGUCCCCAUAAACAUGCUGGCGAAAGCUAGGAACUUGUACAUACGAGGCAUGAAUCAAUUGUCUUCUCAUGAGCUUAUUGGCAGCAGCGGUUUAGGUUUUGGGGUACCGGUUUGCCAGGUAAGUGCUCUUCCGCGAAGUUUCAGCGCUAGCCACUCGCUAUAUUCCUCGAGAGCCGAAGAUAGUCAUGUGGCUGAGCUUGUAAGAGCCGCAUCAGCUAGGAAUAUGAGUCUUGAUGCAUGGCAAGGACCACCGAAAUUGCGAAAGGCUCAGAGUUCAAGAACUUGUGGUGGUGUUGGUGGUCAUCAAGAGAUCGAGAGAAUUGAUGAGACAAGCCCUUUGAUUACUUUUGGGAGUAAUCACAAAAUGCUUCCAAGGAGUAAAAGUUAUGGCGUUGCCAAAUAUACUCAUGCUAUCAAAUAAUUUGUUUUUAUGUUGAUUCAGAACGAUGGGGUUGGGUUUCUUAAUGUAAGAACAAGAAACAACGAAUUGUGAAAAUACAUUUCAUCAUGCAUGGGUUUAUUCUGUUAGUUAUUUAUGUCUACUGUUGUAAAAAAAGUGAAAAGUGAAAUUGUUAAUGUGAUAUUGCUUGUUUUAAUCCAA